This is a messenger RNA of Dermacentor albipictus, 546 nucleotides long. The record is from RefSeq and is a predicted model, not a curated record. NCBI's taxonomy places the organism in Eukaryota, Metazoa, Arthropoda, Arachnida, Ixodida, Ixodidae.
AUGUGGUGUCUCCCUUCACUCUGGGACUUGGACUGCCUGCCUGAUUUCCUCCCAGACGACCUCAGCCAGAGCGAGUCGCAGUACCGAUACUGGAUCCGCCUGGAGCUUUUGAUGCUCUUUUCGGACAACAAGCUUAAUGAGCUCCCGCAAGGUGUUGGUAUUGUCCAAGGGGACCCUGGUCCCACCUGCAUGUGGACUUGGGGGGCGGCAUUCGGGGGCCAUUACUUCCUGGUAGUGGUGGACGCCUUUUCGAAGUGGCUGGAAGUUCUACCUGUCACCACUCCAUCAGCAGGCGCGACCAUUGCAGCACUACGACAUGUCUUCACCGCCCAGAAGUUGCCGGACGUCAUCGUGUACGACAAUGGUCCUGCUUUCUUCAGCACAGAGUACCUGGCCUGGCUGACGAAGAACGGAAUCCGCCGGAUGAUGGUUCCGCUGUACCACCCUGCUUCAAACGGUGCAGCCGAGCGGGUGGCGGAAAUCAAGGACAAGCUCAAGAGCCAGACUGAGGAUUUCCGGGUGCAGAUUGCCUGGAUACUGUUCUAG